Messenger RNA from Seriola aureovittata, 6158 nucleotides. It is a transcript of the gene atp7b, whose product is annotated as ATPase copper transporting beta. Gene Ontology annotation, cellular component: perinuclear region of cytoplasm; membrane; trans-Golgi network. Gene Ontology annotation, molecular function: ATP binding; P-type divalent copper transporter activity; copper ion binding. The coding region runs from base 332 to 4360 and encodes 1342 amino acids. Lineage: Eukaryota; Metazoa; Chordata; Actinopteri; Carangiformes; Carangidae. Gene Ontology annotation, biological process: monoatomic cation transport; copper ion homeostasis. The record is from RefSeq and is a predicted model, not a curated record. The transcript is spliced from 21 exons.
AUGUUAGGAAGUGACUUUUUUGCACAUUGUACUGUUUGUGAGGCUGAUCCACGUUGUUUUGGGUCCUUCUCUGCAGUUCCUUUCCAAACAUGCACAAGUCAUGUGAUUGAAAUCUUUGCCCACCCUGUCAUCAUGAACCCCUCUGAUCCAAAACCUCCAACUCCAGAGCUGAAACACAAAAAAAAAUGACUUUCCCUGCAGUGCGCACCCGCGCUGCGCCGCGCGCCCCUUAUCUCCAGGAACUGGACGAAGCGCUUGCCCACUGCGGACUUUAGCCCUCCGACUGAUAGGUGAAGAUAAACCAGACGGCAUCAGAUCAGCUUCUCCAACCAUGUUUUCGUCGAAGUCGCCCAAAAGUCUGUCCAAGUAUGUCUCCGAGUCGUCGUCCGGCGCCGGGGAGCAGAUCUGUAUGGUUGAAUGUGGCUGUAAGCCUGACUGCACCUGUGAGGUCCACUCAGCGAACCGCGGCUGGAGACUGAAGGAGAAUUGCGCUGCUGUUGAGAAACAAGGUCUGGAUAACUUGGCCUAUGAAUAUGGGAGUCAGAGUGAGCUCAGCCCUCCACCCAAAACUGCCUCCAGGGUGACCUUUAAACUCCUGGGACUCACCACUGAGCACCAGGCCAGAACCAUCAAAACCAGAAUCUCCAUCCUGAAGGGAGUACUUGCUAUCAGCUUUUCUUUGCCCAAAAAAUUAGCCAAAGUGGACUAUGAUACCUCAGUUACCACAACCAAAGAGAUCGCCCUGGAGCUCCAGAGCUUGGGAUACAGUGUGGAGUCAGCGGUGCAGAUCAGCGUGGACGGCAUGCACUGCCAGUCCUGUGUCCAGUCCAUCGAAGGACGGAUUGGUGAGCUACCAGGCGUUUCAUAUAUUCAGGUGUCUCUUCAAGACUGUGCAGCGCUGAUUGUAUUUCAGCCGUUUCUAGUUGCACAACAGGAACUGAGAGACAAGAUCGAGGACAUGGGGUUUGACGCCACUUUAUUAUCUGAGGACCCAUCUGCAGAAGAUAUAAGCUACUGGCAGACAGACAUGUCGACUUCAUCAACCCAGACUGCGACCGUUUGGAUUGUAGGGAUGACUUGCAACUCUUGUGUGCAGUCGAUAGAAGGGAGGAUCUCUCAGAUGACGGGAGUAGAGUCCAUAGCGGUGUCACUGAAGGAUGAAAAGGGAAUGAUAACCUUUGACCCCUGUCUGACUGAGCCGGAGCAGCUCAGGGCAGCCAUUGAGGACAUGGGCUUCGAUGCAUCACUUCAAGAGCCUGUAAGCAGCAUCCAGAGUCAUGACAAGUCCAGAACCGUUAGCUCCGGACCCUCUCACCUUCCUGACCUGCAGUCGCCCAACAAGCCAGAAGUCAGCAACAGCACCGGAUUACAGACGAACACUGCGGGAUAUCACCCCAACUCUCCUGACAUUAAAGUGCAGAAAUGCUUCAUCGGCGUGACUGGAAUGACCUGUGCCUCCUGUGUGGCCAAUAUUGAGAGGAACCUGCUCAAACACAAGGGAAUCAUCUCAGUGCUGGUGUCACUAAUGGCGGGAAAGGCAGAGGUGAAAUAUGACCCAGACCUCAUAGACGCUGCUGGUGUCUCUCAGCUCAUAGAAGACUUGGGCUUUGGGGCCAAGUUGAUAGAAGACAAUGCAGCGACACACGGGAAACUGGACCUCUCAAUAAAAGGCAUGACCUGUGCGUCAUGUGUCCACAACAUUGAGUCCAAGCUCACCACGACCAAAGGGAUCCUCGGUGCCUCCGUUGCUCUUGCCACCCAAAAAGCGCAGAUCCAGUUUGACCCAGAAGUGCUCGGAGCUCGAGAUAUUAUCAAGAUCAUUCAGAGCCUCGGAUAUGAGGCCAGUCUGGAGAAGGAGGGAUUCAAGAACAACCUCGACCACGCAGAAGAAAUUAGCCAGUGGAAGAGCUCCUUCCUGCUCAGCCUGGUUUUUGGCCUGCCUGUCAUGGGCCUCAUGAUCUACAUGAUGGUGAUGGACAGUCAGCACAAGGAACAUGGAGGCUCCAUGCCCGAGGAGCAGAACCUGUUGCCGGGCCUCUCCCUCCUCAACCUGGCCUUUUUCGUGCUCUGUACACCUGUGCAGAUCUUUGGAGGCCGGUACUUCUACAUCCAGGCGUAUCGCUCGUUAAAACACCGCACAGCCAACAUGGACGUCCUGAUCGUGUUGGCCACCUCCAUCGCCUACAUCUACUCCUGCGUGGUCCUCAUCGUGGCCAUGGCUGAGCGAGCCAGCCAGAGCCCCGUCACCUUUUUCGACACUCCACCCAUGCUGUUUGUGUUCAUUGCUCUGGGUCGAUGGCUGGAGCAUGUUGCAAAGAGUAAAACCUCAGCGGCUUUGGCCAAGCUAAUGUCGCUUCAAGCCACUGAUGCCACUGUGGUCACUCUGGGACCUGACCACUCCAUCAUCAGUGAGGAGCAGGUGGUGGUGGAGCUGGUCCAGCGGGGCGACAUCGUGAAGGUCGUCCCAGGAGGAAAGUUCCCUGUCGAUGGGAAAGUGAUUGAGGGAAGCUCCAUGGCUGACGAGUCUUUGAUCACAGGCGAGCCGAUGCCUGUCAGUAAGAAGGUGGGCAGUUUGGUGAUCGCCGGCUCCAUCAACGCUCACGGUGCUCUUCUGGUGGAGGCUACGCACGUCGGCGCUGACACAACGCUGUCUCAGAUAGUCAGACUGGUGGAGGAAGCUCAAACCUCCAAGGCCCCCAUCCAGCAGUUUGCAGACCGGCUCAGUGGAUACUUCGUGCCCUUCAUAGUUAUCGUUUCUCUGCUAACGCUGGUGGCCUGGAUGGCAGUCGGGUUUGUCAACUUUGACAUCGUGAAGGAAAACUUCCCGGGAUACAACCAGAACAUUUCCAAGGCAGAGGUCAUCGUCCGCUUUGCCUUCCAGGCGUCCAUCACCGUUCUGUCCAUCGCCUGCCCCUGCUCUCUGGGACUGGCAACCCCGACAGCCGUCAUGGUGGGCACAGGUGUCGGAGCUCAGAACGGGAUCCUCAUUAAAGGAGGCGAGCCGCUGGAGAUGGCCCAUAAGAUCAGAGUGGUGAUGUUCGAUAAGACCGGGACGAUAACAAACGGCGUGCCUCAGGUGACUCGUGUGUUGGUGCUGUGGGAAAUGGCCCGUAUGCCCCUGAGGAAGAUCCUGGCGGUGGUGGGCACAGCGGAGGCCAGCAGCGAGCACCCGCUGGGCAUGGCCGUUGCUAAACACUGCAAAGAGGAGCUGGGCUGUGACGUGCUGGGCUACUGCCAGGACUUCCAGGCGGUGCCGGGCUGUGGGAUCAGCUGCCGCGUGUCCAACGUGGAGCGCCUGCUUCAGCAGCAGAGUGACGAGCGCUUCCUGCUUCCAGGGGCCACCACGGACGAAAGCAGCCUGCUCUCUGCCGCCGAGGCCCCGGCUUCAGGUGGAGGACUGUCGUACUCAGUCCUGAUCGGAAACAGAGAAUGGAUGAGGAGGAACGGUCACCACAUCGGCGCAGACGUUGAUGCCGCCAUGAGCAGCCACGAGACGAAAGGGCAGACGGCCGUCCUGGUGGCUAUAGAUGGUGUGCUGUGUGCCAUGUUAGCCAUCGCAGACACGGUGAAAGCAGAGUCGGCGUUAGCAGUGCAUACUCUCAAGAGCAUGGGCAUUGAGGUGGUUAUGAUAACAGGAGACAACAGACGCACGGCCAAAGCCAUCGCCGCACAGGUGGGGAUCAGAAAGGUGUUUGCGGAGGUGCUGCCGUCACAUAAGGUGGCCAAAGUACAAGAGCUACAGGAACAAGGCCUGCGAGUCGCCAUGGUGGGAGAUGGUGUUAAUGACUCGCCGGCCCUCGCCCGCGCCGACGUCGGCAUCGCCAUCGGCACAGGAACAGAUGUGGCCAUCGAGGCGGCGGAUAUCGUCCUGAUCAGAAAUGAUCUGCUGGAUGUGGUGGCGAGUAUCGAGCUGUCGAAGAAGACCGUGCGGAGGAUAAGGAUCAACUUUGUCUUCGCUCUCAUCUACAACCUUCUAGGAAUACCAAUUGCUGCUGGUGUGUUCAUGCCCGUGGGCCUGGUGCUGCAACCCUGGAUGGGCUCGGCUGCGAUGGCUGCCUCCUCCGUCUCUGUGGUUCUGUCGUCUUUACUGCUGAGAAUGUAUAAGAAAACCUCUGUGGAGCUGUACGAGGUGCAAGCGCGAGGUCAAAUGAAGAGCCUGCGGUCGUCUCAGAUCAGCACACAUCUGGGGCUGGACGGCCGCCGGCGGAGCCCAGCUCUCCCCACUCGGGAGCAGCUGAGUCACAGCAGCGUGGCCCCGCCCACCCUCUCCAGCCAGGGACAAUCCAUUAACUCUGUCCAGGAGCAGCAGGACCGCCGCUCCCUCCUGGAUCACCAGACCGCAGAGGACCUUAAUGUGUAGUAAAGGGAUAAAGGGAAGAAGGACUGAGACGGUUUCUGCCUGGUUCCCAUGUUUACGAAUUCAGCGAAGCUCUUAAUGUGUAAUAUUUCUACGUAUUUAUGUAAAUAGAUGAGGCUAAUUGGAACAUGUCCGAAAAUCAAGCUGCUAACACUCACACAAGUUAAGUUUGACUCGGCUUCUGAAGCAUUUUGUGCAUUUUUCCUAUUUCACACCAGAUGACGGGUGCUAUAUGAGUGAAAGUUGAUGUAGAAAAUAGGUUUGCUUGCUAGUCAGUUCAAAGUAACUGCUGUACAAAUGCACUUUAACAAUAUACAUAGGUCAAAGUCUGUGCUGGUGUGAGUGUUGGUCUCAGGUUUAAACAAAAUCAUCAUUUUCUAGAACAAUUUCAAAAAUAAUCCACCUGUCUUUCACAUCCAGCUGCCCUGAUUUUGUCAUUUAAUCUAAGAUAAAAAAAAAAAAGAAAAAGAAAAUGUUCUUGUUGCCAUGUUUUAAAUAGUCCUUCUUCAACAAAACCUCACAAGUGCAAAGUUCUCGUGUUAAAUAUAGAAAUGAGGAAGAAGAAGUGGAGCUCAGACCGUUUGGACUUCGGUCCACAUGUAUUUCGAGCUGUGUCAGGGAUGAUAAAUGGCGUAGAUUAAUCAAAUGAUCUCAUCCAUGGACUCUAUACUUAACCAGAAAGAAUCAAUUUCACAUUUUGUUGAGCUUAAUCACAAGUGAAUAGACAUAUGGGCUUUAGAGAUAUAAAUAUGACUCAUAAUGGACCGGCAGACUAUGACAUGAUGGCAGGAAAAGCAAAGAUGUUAUCAAUAAGAAAUGCCAAAAAGUGCAAUUAAUUAUUUUUUCUACAACACUGACUUUAAUAUUAGGAACAUGGCUUUUCCCACAUAUUCACACACACUUAAUGUUCAGCUAAAUUGUGCUAAUGCUAAAUACGAUUUGAUUAAAAAAAAAGACUUAACAUCAGUGCCACAGAAACUGAUAUUUCCUCUAAUGUCAUUAUGAUUUUUCUUUAUCUUGAAGUGCUAAAAGCAACUGGACAUAGAAACGCUUCACCUCCCACUGACAGUAUCCUCGGGGAGGAGGGGAGUCACCAGCGUUCAACCUCCACAGGGUCAUUCACACCUGAGAGUCGUUAAGGUCAGACGAGGGUCAUUCAGCCACCUGGCGGUCACAUGAGAGUAUAAUGUAAUGCAGUAUAAUAUAUAUAUACGUGUCACCUGACUCCUGUGUGAGUGAGUCUUUAACUGCCUGGGAGAUGACAUCACAACAACACUAAGAUGCUGAUGAAUGUUGGGGUUUGUUUGAAAUGAACCCAUUUGUACGACAUGUUGUCUGAAGGCUUUCUGUUUGUAUUUGUGGGCACCUUCUCUCAUAAAUCACUGGCUAAUUUUUUAGCUUUGUAGCUUUGUGUUGCAUCCUCGCUUUCAGUAUCUCCUAGUAUCUUUUAUUGCUGCAUUUUAUCACCAUUGGAACGUGUUUACGCUCCAGCUGUCAGAAUGUAUUUUACAGCAUUGUUAUACGGAUGCACAGCAUGCUUGCUCAGCUUUGCAUCUGUAAUCAUCCUCAGCCGGCAGCUAAGGCCGGGGAAAAUACCCGCAGACACAGUCCGAUGGUCUCAGAACGAUGCUGCGACCUCAGAGGAAGGUUUUAGCCUCGUUUAUUUAGUCAUUUCAUAUCUCAGACACGAACAAAUAUAUCUGUUUAAAACUUGCCUUUAAUAACUUUGUUAUUUGUUAUUAUAUUUGUUUGUUUGUUUCUAACUUAAGACUAAAAACUAAACUAAACACAAAGUAAGAAA